AUGUAUAUUCCAGGGAUGAGGCCCCGAAUGUUUUCGACAUCUGUCGAGAUUGACCUGGAAACUGCCGCUGAUAAAUUUAGCUCAAAUGAGGGGUGCAAGGACAAGAAUCUUGUAAAAAACCUCAAAAAGGCCAGUCGGCUUUGGAUUGCUCUUGCCGCCUGCGUGAUCUUUGUGUUUGUCUUUUUCUCUACACCCCUCUAUCGCUCGCCUAAACCACCCACAACUAAGACAACCACAACAGUGACACCACCUGAAUCCUCGUCUGGUAGAUCCGAGGCACAAACAGCAGUGAGCCAGCGCGUUGGAGGCCACCGUCAGCCUGUUGCGGCUCUCGACAUGCUGCACACGAGCAACUCCUUGGCACAUCAAAAUAUGACCCCUGGAUCCGGGGCCAGGCAUCCCUUACACGAAACUCAAUAUGAUCACGAAGAAUGGGAAUUCGAAGAGGCAGAGGAUGAUGAGAGUGAAGAUGCCCAUGGAUACCUGCACGAUGAAUAUGAUGCAGAAACUCAUGAACAUCUUGCAGACACUCAUCCUGAAUACGGUUUAGAUCAUAGUAGCGUUUUUGACGAAGUGAAACAGCACCCUGAUGAACCAGAAUACAUCGACAUCUGGGACGGUGUUACCCACGAAGAUCUGCAUCUCUCUGCGGGUAUUCCUGGCCUGAGGACACCACUGUAUCGCUUGCCGUUCGUUGAUGGGCAACACAACAACACCCAUGUGAUUGGUGCGCAUUCCAAAAAUGUUCUUUUUCCUAAAUAUUUAGCAGUCAGUAGUGGAAGGAGAGCUCAAAAAAUAUCUGGGACCUACAAAAUGUACAUGAUUCAAGAUGGCAGGCCAAAACCACACCUCAAUCAUGGCAGACUUAUCUGGCAGAAGGAGGGCGAAGCGUCUUCCAUGUUUUUAUACUACGACCACAUGCACCAUACAUGGGUGUUCAACGAACAACUGGACUUGCAGCACCCACAACCCGUAGCCUUUCUUGCACACGGAGCAAUACUACCAAUCAGCAAGAAGAAUGACGGCACGUUUAGAAAGUUUGGAGCGCCAGAGAGUGUUCACUGGAUCGUUAGAGACCCAGCUACUGGAGGGUCUCGUCCUGAUGGUUCAAUCAAAGUUGAGGCCGAUCCCACUCGCAGAAGUAGUCAGCAUCUGCAGGCCCUUUUGUUGCAGAAAGUGUAUCAUGCUCCUGAGGAUGGGUCUCUUGAAACUGGUGACAUCGAUGAUUUUGAACUGUUCGAAGAGGAACACGCGGAUGAAGAUGACGACGAAGACGUGCCAUUAGACGAGCACGGAGAACCAAUCGCUCUCCCCAUAGGGGCUCGGAGCUUUCAGCAAUUCGUUACACACGUUAGGACUAAUGUGUACCAUACAUUUGAUUCCUUGCAUCCCCGGUAUAAUCACGACGAGAUACUUAAGGAUCCCGUUGCGUUUGUCGAAACAAAUCCACACCCCGACAUGGUAGGCCCAGAACGGCUGGACGGAUACUCUAAUGAAACCGUACCCCAUCCUUUAAGGAAGCAGGUACAUUAUGAAGAGGAACCCUAG
This is a messenger RNA of Cyclospora cayetanensis, 1548 nucleotides long. RefSeq lists its product as uncharacterized. NCBI's taxonomy places the organism in Eukaryota, Apicomplexa, Conoidasida, Eucoccidiorida, Eimeriidae. The record is from RefSeq and is a predicted model, not a curated record. The transcript has 5 exons. The coding region runs from base 1 to 1548 and encodes 515 amino acids.